Messenger RNA from Trichobilharzia regenti, 15525 nucleotides. Lineage: Eukaryota; Metazoa; Platyhelminthes; Trematoda; Strigeidida; Schistosomatidae. The record is from the annotation of a GenBank genome assembly.
CAAUAAUUACAAUAAAUUCAUUGAGAGUAGGAUUAUUUAUUUGGUUGUUUAUUUAAUAAUGAUGAAGGAAUAAUAAGUGAAGUGUUUGAUUAUGUCACGCAUACAUACGCUCAGGUACAAACACACACACGCUCACACAAAAGCACAAACAUACAUAUACGCGUAUGAUUCAAAAGAAGCCAGUGGAUAAUGCAAUGAACACUGUGAAAAUGCUCCAUCAUCAACAUCAUAGUCGACAUUAUAUUCAACAUAAUAAUGGUCAAUUAUCAACAUUUAAAUAAAGGGCUACAUGAGGCAUCACAGCUCUCAUCUGCACCCACAGUUACACAUCAACAUCAUAACUGCCGUGAUGAUAUAAUAGGCAAGGAGAAAUUAAUAGACGAUUUGACUCAAAUUCAUGUUGGAUGGAAUUUGUCUAAGGAGUUAAGAGAAAAUCUUAAGAAUAUACCUAAUUUAUUUAUAAAUACAACUGCUGCCACAAAUACUAAGAACAAUAAUGAUAAUAGUAAUAUCGAUGAUACAACUACAAUAGAAAGUUGGACAGAUUCAUUGAAGCAGUCUGUGCUAUUACAAAAAAUCCUAUUGAGAAGAAUGCAAAAUUCAAAUCUCUACAAGAAUACAAGUCCACUGAAUUACUUCUCUAAAAGUGGUAUUCACAAUAAUAAUAAUAAUAACAACAAUAUGACUGGGAAUAGUUUACCAGAGAAAUUUUCUGUCAAAUUUCGAUUUAGAGAUUUCAAUGAAUCACAUAUCAGUGAAACGGAGGAUCAGAUAGCUACUGUUCAUAUAUUUAAUCGAUAUCUAACUAAAGAUGAACUUGUUGAAGCGGAUCAGUUACACAUUGACACAGAUAUUUAUUCAUCGUCUGAUGAUGUAAUUGAUAAGUUCACUGCUGGACAGUUUAUCAUUACGCCUACAAGUGAUGAAGAACUCGGACUGGAUCACAAUUCACGUUUACAUGCAAGACAUCGAAUAUACGAAGAAUACUUGAAAAGUUUAGAGAAACGAUACAGUAUUAAGCUAAAUGAAUCUGAUGUCUACAGUCCUUCAAUGAACGAUGAUUAUCAUAAUGAUCCCAUCGGAUAUGAUCUUCUACCGGAGAGUUUAUUAAUGUCAACCAGCACUGCUGCUGCUGCUCCCGAUAAUAUUGAUUAUGUUGAUGAUGGUCUUUACUCCACACUGACACCAGGACAAACUGAUCAAUCGAUGUCAGUUUAUCAGACGAAGACACGACAGAGUACAACAGAAGAGAAAAUAACCGCUAGAAAAUGUGAACAAGAACGUGUACAGAAGAAAACAUUCACCAAUUGGUUGAACACAUAUUUAUGUAAUGCUAAUCCACCCUUGAAAGUACACGAUUUAUUUGAAGAUAUCAAAAAUGGAAUAAUGUUGAUAAGGAUUUUAGAAGUUCUAUCCGGACAGAAGUUGAAAGCUGAGACUCGUCCUCAAAUGCAUAGAAUUCAUUGUCUGUCAAAUAUUAAAACUGGAUUGGAAUUUUUACAUUCCAAAAAUGUGAAAUUGGUCAACGUGAAUCCAACAGAUAUUGCUGAUGGGAAGCCAGCAAUUGUACUUGGUCUUAUAUGGGUUAUUAUACUUUAUUUCCAGAUCGAAGAACAAGAAGAAUUACUACUGAAAAUUUUAGAUCUUCCAGCUGGUUCACUAAAAACCAGAGGUUCGGCUAAACGUGCCUUACAAGCAUGGGUUCAAGAAAUUUUCGCAGGGAAAUAUGAUGUUGAAAUUCGUGAUUUUGGUCCAAGUUGGCGUGAUGGUAUCGCAUUCAAUGCUAUGGUGCAUAAUAUUGACUCAAGUCUUGUUGAAAUGGAUAAAGUUAAAACAAGAACACCUAAAGAAAACUUAGAACAUGCAUUCACUAUAGCAGAAAAACACCUGGGUAUACCAAGACUUCUUGAUCCUGAAGAUGUGGAUGUUGACAGACCAGAUGAAAAAUCAAUUGUCACUUAUGUUGCUCAAUUUUUCAAAGCAUAUCCAGACGCUGGAAGACGAAGACCUGACUCACCUACAAAAGCAGAUGUAAAAGUGAAAAUAGACAGUCUGAUGAAGUUUGUUCGAGAUUCUGAGUCAAAAAUAAGAACAGCUAGAUCUGGCAGAUCAAAUUUAAAUGAUCAAUAUCAGAUUUAUGACCAAUUAACUAGUGAAAAAGCAGAAAAGGAAGAAAUUUAUGAAUCCCUUAAAGAUCAGUGGUACUCUGGUCUUUUAUCCCAUGCUGAUACACUAGUCAAUCCGAGUGAAGUAGAAAUUUUAGAAGAAGCUUGGAAUAACCUGGAUGACAAUAUCAACGAAUGGUUAUGGGAAAUGGAUUCAAAAGUACCUGGGGAACUUGGUCGUAUAUCAAGAUGGUUAUGCCAAGCGGAAAAAUGGUUUAAACAAGUUGGCCUGAAAUGGUAUCAAAAGUCGUCUACUACAGAGGCAGUCGGUUUCUGUGGUACUCAAAAAGAAUCAUGGCGUCCAUCAAGUGCUGAACCGACUAAUUCACCUCCAUCGAGUGAAUUGUUAGAUAAAUUACAGAGCGAAAAAAUUGAGAUUUUCGGUACAAACAAUCAUAAACUCAACUCUAUCCGUGACGAUUUACCCGGAACUAUUGCGAAUGAAAGGUCGACUGGUUUGCCUGCCUCACUAAUCAACCAGUUAGGUAAAAGAUUGUCGUGGAUAACAGGAUAUGAACCCGGUAGCAGUGCAGUUCUUGGUGCGGCCAAAGCUCGCAGGACUUUCCUCGACAUUCUGUAUAAUAUUAAUCGAACAGAAACUAGUACAGGUGUACGUAUACGGAGUCGUCGAAGAGAGAGUGCUACAGGUUUUGAACAUCGUUAUUGUAACUGGUUAGAUCUUGUUGAUGGUAAUAUACAGAUGGAAACAAAGGAAAUGGUCAAUGGAAUUCUGACAGAUUAUCAGCUUUGUCUGAAGACCGAACAUAUUCCAGAGAAAUUAGAUCAGUGUAAAUGUGAGUUGGGAAAGCAUUUGGGCUUAUUGAAUAAAAUCUCUCAGUACGAUGAUAAACUACUGCCGAAAAAUGCUUUGGAAGUAGUUCAACAAUGGCAGGACGAUUGUGAAGCAAAGUGGAAUGUGGAGAAGUCAAAUUAUCUUAUACAACUAGGUGAGAAGAUUAAACAACGUUUAACAGUAUGGGAUAAGCUGGAUCAAUAUAUGAGGAGUAUAGAAACAUCCCUAUCACAACUUGAAAGUUCUAAAGUGCUACUGAAAGAAAAUGAUCGGUACAAUCAACGAGAUGAAAUUUUGAGGUUACUACAAGAAGCCAAUGAAGCAGCGGAUUAUCUUGGAGAAUCAGCUGAUCAUCACCGAUUGAAAAUGUUCCAGAAAAGAAUUGAACAGUUAGACAUUGAAGCUGUAAAAAGAAGACAAGCUGAAAACGAUAGAUUAGAAGCAGAGAGAUUAGCAGAGAAACAAAGACUUGAACAGAAAUUGACUGAUAUUUUAGAUAAAAUAGAGUCGUGGGUAAAUGCAGUGAUAGAUCUUAUAGAAUGUGAAACACCAGCUUCUUCAACUUCACCUUCAAAGUCAAAAAAAUUACAGGUUCGAUGUACUACAAAUGGAUUGUCGAUUAUUGUUGGCCAACUACAAAAAUUGGUUGAUCAGCAACAGCAGAUUAUUGAUUAUCUGCACACAGCUCUCAGUACAAGUCAUGAGCCAGGUAUUCAACCAAUACAUCAUGAACAAAGCAAACGGUUGCAUCGAUUAGAAGAUUCUACAGAAAAAUUCAUCAGUCUACUACCGUUGAGAUUGAAGGAUUUAAUUGAUAUGACUGACAAAAUGAAAGAGAUUGAACAGAAUUUGAGCGAUGCCAGUAUACAAGUGAAACAAUUAGAAAAGAAACAAGGUAGAGUUCUAUUCGAUGAAGAUACGAAUGCAUGGGAUGGUUCACAGUUGUCGCUUGAUUUCAAUGAUUGUCGUGGACACUUAACAUUUGUCAAUGGUCAAAUCAAUGAUUUAGAUCGUGCAUUAUGCCUACAAGCCAAUCGUGGUUUAACAGUUUUGAAUAGAUUCAGUAGUGAAGAAUUACAAGCUGAAGUAAAGAAUUUAAAUGAACGGCUAACUAAUGCUGAGAAGACAAUCAAACGUGAAAUCGCCUAUAAACAAUCAAUCAAUGAAGCUUUUGCAAAGUUUAAACAACAAAUGAAUGAAAUUAAAGAGGCUUUAAAAGACUUGAAGUCAGCUAUAUCGAUUGGUGGUGUUGGUGCUAGUCGCAAAGAAGAAUUAGUCGGUUUAUUGGAAAAUGUAAAGACGCUACAGUCUAAAUACUCAGAAAAUAUGAAAGUCAAUGAGAAACAAUGUGAAAAUAUUAUAAAUUCUGCAGCAUCUCAUGGUGACGCGGAUUCGCUUAUCAAUGAAAUGAAGAACAAGAUAUCACAGAUGAAAAGUGAACUGAACGAACAAUGUCUGGAAAUCAAUAAUGAGUUACAAGGAUUAAAUGUUCAAAUCAAUAAAUCAAUUAAAGAAGUUCAUGAAGCUGAAGAUAAAGUAAAUAAAGCAGAUAAAUGGUUAGUGAAUCAAGAACGUCGGAUAACAGUUUUAUCAGUUGGCCCAAAAGCUUUAGCAAAUGAUCAAGUUGACAGUUUACCGAAUAGGAUAAAAUGUUAUCAACAAUGGGUUGAUGAAUGUAAGAACUUCAUGACAAGUAUAAAAAAUCAGUCUCAAAAGCAUGAAAUCUUCUCUAGCCGAGAUGAAGUUGACUCUGUAUUCUUAGAAAAGAAGACGUGUACAUCAACGGAUUUGCUAGAAUCACUUUCGAAACGAUUGGAACGUCUAGAAGAAGAUACACAAAAACUCCUCAACGAAGCACAAAAGCAGAUGAAAACAAUUGGCGCAUUCCCAGUGCUAAUUCAGUCUUCCCGUCAAUGGCUACACAAAGCCUACAAUGACUACAAAGAGAAGUUGAACAACGCUGCAAAAAUGGAAUCAUCAGAUCAUCACUUGAUGAAUCCAGAACACCUCAAAAAUUGUUUACUAGUUAAACUAAAGUGUUUAACUGAUUUUAUUGCACUGAUCAAUAAUGAAGGCGAAAACCGAUUGGCACAAUGUCGUAAUGCUGUACAACAAAUAGCUGACUCUACAGGACGUAAUGAUACUACGGCUGUGGUUAUGUUAGCUCGUCGAGAAUUGUCCGCCUUUCAUGUAGAAUUGAGUAAUCUACAAAAGGUGAAUGAAGCAGAAUUGAAAAAAAUUCAAGCAAAAAUUGACAGUCACGCUAAACUGGUCAGUAGUAUUGAAACUGAAGAGAAUUGGUUGGACGAUCUUGAGCAACAAGUCACCCAAAACUCCUCAUCUCCAAACGGUUCUCAGUCCAUUAUUCAGAUAAUAUCACGUAUACAGGCGGAUAAUACUCUUUAUAAACAAUUACUUGGCAGUAUCACUUCACAUGGGCAACAGGCUUAUGACCGAUUACAGUUAGAAGCACAGUCAUUGGAGGAUACUGUGUCAAUUGGACGAAUCAAUACUUGGCAAAGUCGUCUGCAAACAUUAAAGCAUAAUUUAGACGAAAAAACUGUCAACACAAAUGAACAGAGCAAAUCACUGCAGGAAUUCAAACAAGGUGUGGAUAACUUCAGAUUAAGCCUGAAGAAUUUAGAGCGUCAACGGAACACAACUCUCAGUACACCGACAGUUAGUUAUGUCAAUAUGGAGACUGACAGUCAACUACUGGAAGAUUCAUACUUGACUAUGAGGAAGCAGAUUGAAGAUCUUCGUGUAAACAGCAAAACCGGAUUACAAACAAAGUAUAAUAAUUUAAAAAGUCAGGCGAAAUCGCUAAACUUCAUUCCUAAAGAUCUGCAUGAAUGUCAAGAGCAAAUCGACCAGUUCAAUAAACAGCUCGACCAGGAUUACAACGAAAUCACCUGUACACUUGGAGAGGUCAACCAAUUAAAUAAAUUAGUGGACAGCAUAAAAACUGUUCUCAAGUUGAAUACUGAUAAAAUUCUCAGUAUCACUAAAAAGGAGCCUCUAGGCACUAGCAGCCUCGACGUCAAUGAGCUUUACACAUUUUAUCAGUCGAACUUUGACGAAAUGAAGUUGAUUUCUCAAAAUCUCGGUGUUGAACUAACCCGUGAAUCACCGUCGAAUCGUAAUAAAUCUUCAAAACUCUCUCAACUUGAAGAACAAAUUGUCCAGAAAAUCGAUAGCCUGAUACUGACUCGUCCCAAAGUCUCCAGCUUCCUGUCGACAAUGCAAAGUGAUCUACGCAGUAAAAUCAAUCAGACAACAAGUGAUGCCUUUGAAAGGCUGUCUGAAGCAUCACGUUUCGUCACUGCUCUACACACAGUUGUAAUCUGUUGCAAAGAGACCCAGAGCAGCUUGGAUUCAAUUGAAAAAGAUUACAACUCUGCUUAUUUAAAGAUCUCCACGGAGUCAGGGGAAUAUAUGAUAAAACAAAUGAACGAUCUACUGGGCCGAAUAAAUUCAGAGGCGAGUGUAAAUCAAACCACACUGAUUGACUCUAUUCAAAAUGUCUCAUCAAAAUAUGCCUAUUCAAGCAUAGAUGAUAUUCUGUCUACCUGUUUAAAACACUACACACGAAGAAAAGAAGCAUUGACAGAGAAAAUUAAGGGUACAAUUGAAAAAUGUGAACAAUCCUUCAACCUUGAGAAUAAUAUUUUGGAAAAUUUAAGAGAACUAGACACUGAAGUGAAUCAGUUAUCAGAUACGAUUAUGAAUCAGAUGUCAGAUAAUAUAUCAAAUGCACAGAAAGCAUUAGAUAAAGACUUUGAAGGUCGAAUCGAUGUGGCGUCAGAUAAAUAUGUAACAUUGAACAGUCGUUAUGAAAAGCUACGUAACAAUCAUAAGCAAGCAAAUUUAAAUAAUGAUAAAAUCAAUGAACUUAUCGUUUCUAUGAGUGUUAAACUUGAAAAUGUUGAUGAAAAUUUAUCCAGCUGGAAAAAUUCUUAUAAGACACAAAAAGAGAAUUUCAUAUCGCUUCAAACAAAACUAAGUCAAUGUAAAGAUCAGCUGAAUAAAAUUCGGUCAGAAAUUUUAAGAAAUUUGCAUAAAUUUAAUGUGAAAUCAACUCCAUAUACUUCAUUGAAACAAAGUUUAGAAAUGAUUAUUGAUGAGUUAACCGAUUAUCAGAGUGAUUUCAGUAAUAUUCAUCAGAUAAUCAUCAAUGAAAAAGAUGUGAAAUCAAUUGAACAUUUCAAAAUCAAUAAAUGUAUUGAUUUGCAUAAACUUGUGAUUGAAAUUAUACAACUAAAGAAUGGUAAUACAUUCACUGUACUCAAUCCUUCAGUUGACUGGAAUGAUUUCGUCACUGAAUUGAACUAUUCAGUCGAAUGGAUUCAAGAUAUUCUUGAUGAAUUCAGAAUGAUUUUAACAGAUUUAAAUAAUUUAUUGACCAAAAUGGACAAUCUGAAAAAGUUGUAUGAAGAAACUAAAAACAUUAUUUCUGAAAAAUGCUUACCUGCUGAAAUCGACAUUGCAUGUAUCACAGUAAAAAGUGAAAAAUCAUCCAUCAAAGGGAAACUUAUUCAUGACCUGGAAACAAUUAAAGAAUAUCAAUUAAUCAGUAUACAAAACGAUUUUAAAGCAAUUAAGCAAAAAGCUAAUCGAUUAUUGAAUAAACCACAAACAGGUGGACAAUUCAAAUUUAUUGAUGAUGCACAAAUCUUUGAAUAUUGUGAAUCAAUGGAAAAAUCAAUUGACUUAUUAGUCAAUAAUUUAAAUGAUAUGAUAGCAAAAUAUAAAAAUUUAUUAGAGAAUGAAAAUCAGUUGUUUAAGUUGUAUACCUCAGUGAACGAAUGGAUUGAAGGUUACGAAAACGAGUUGUCUAACCUUGAAGACAAUAUCCCAACAUCAAAUAUACAAAAUGUACAGUCUUCACCCACUCAUAAACAUAUUGAAAAGCAUAUACAAGAUGCAAAUAAUUUAGAGAAUAAGUGUAAACAAGGUGAAAAAUUAUUGGAAAUGUUGAUCAAUAAGUUAGAACAACAAAAAGAACAACAAAAGUUGACGAAUACUCCAGAAAUCAAAACACUUCAUGAACGUAUCACUGGAUUGAGUAGAUCACGGUUGAGUAAUCUUAAAAGUGCCUUAUUAAACAUGAAAGACAGCUUAGAUAGCCUUGAAGUGAAUGGAAGGAAUAUAGAUGAAGAACUGUCAAAGUAUGAAAGUCAGCUUAACAGGCUGAAACAAACGUCCACUUCACUGUUAACGAUGAUGAAAAUGCAUAAUAUUGACGAAAUAAUGAAAGAGGAGAUCUCCACAUCAAAUGUUGAAAAGUGGUAUGCAUUACGCAAUGAUCUUGAAGGCUUUAAACAUUGUAAACUCGAUCCUUAUGAGGUUAUGCAUAACAAAAUUUCCAUAAAACCAUCCAAAGACUCUCUGACUGGCUAUAUCAAUCGUUACAACAAGUGUUUAAUAGCAACCAAUGAGAGAAUCGGAGAAAUUGAAGAAAACGUUAUGAAAUUGGAGAAAUUCAAAGGAAGUGUACGAGAAUUUAACAAAUAUUAUGAUGAUGCCAAUGCGAGGUUUAAACAGCUUAUGAUUCAUUUGAAAUUAGACUUGCCUGAAGACUACUCACCUAGUAAACUAAGUGAAGUGUGUAAUUUAUUCAUCAAAAAUACACAACAAACUAUAGCUAAUCUGAACGAUUUCAGUUCAAAUUGUCUUGAUAAGCUACAAGCUACUCAAACUCAAAUAAGUAGUCAAAGUGCAGAGGGGGAACUAAAAGCGGCAUUUGAAAGUUCAUCAAUAUUUAAUCAAUACACAUCAUUUCGAUGUGUUCUGAGUGAUUAUAUUCAUGACCUUAGUGUAGCGAACAGUGAAUUAUUCACACUCCACGUGGAUGCUGUUAAUUACGAAAAGUGGUUUGAGAAUCUGCAGCAUCAGUUCCAGGAAACGAAAGGUGAAGCGCUGACCGAGGAAAUGUUAUACAGUAGUAAAAGCAAUAUAUAUCAUUCUAACUCAUCGCUGUCAAUCAGUCAGCUGGAUGAAGAAUCUAAAAUCAGUGCGUAUAACCUGUCACAAUUAAAUGCCCAUUAUCAGAAAGCUCUACAAAGGCUGCGUGAAUUGCAAAAGUCCGCCGCCAACGAAUCGUUAACUAGUCUUGCCGAGAGAUUUUCAACUCUUAUCCGACAACUAGUCAAUACACACAGCUCACUGGCUAAAUUAACUACUGAACGACAACUGGACGGAAAGACAACCAAUCAUCGUGUAGACCAGAUCUGCAAUACCGUGAAACAAACACAGCAAGGUGUUAUUCAACAAAUCAAUCAGGAUGUCAAUACGAUUCAAGCAAAGUUGACGUAUUUAACGCGAUUGAUCCAGUCGAAUAAAGAUCUGGAUGCAUGGAUCAAGGAAUUCACUGAACUGGUACAUCACUUAAAAGAAGAUAGUGUCAAUCGAAAACAGUUUCCCCUUAAAGACAAUAGUAGGACAGAUGAAAUUCAAUUAAAAUUGGACAUCGGUAAAACAUACACUCAACCUAUACACGAAUGGGUUGAACAAUUAAAACAGAAUGAGGUGAACACUUCAAUACAAGAUUUGCUGACUGAACAAAUCCACCGAUCGAAUCAAAUCUUUCAGUAUGCCAGAAAACAAAUUGAAGGUAUUAAACACGAACAGAAUAAACAGAAUGAAUUGUUGAAAAGUUUCGAAGCAGAAUUUGUUACUAUUGAAAAUUGGUUUAAAAAAUGGAAAGAAGCUCAUGCUUCAGUAAAGGUGAAAAUUUCAAAUCUCCUAUGUGAUAAAAAUCGAUUGGAUGAGAUCAAUAAAAUCGAUUUUGAAAUUGACAAUAUAAUCAACAGUUUGAAUGAAUUAAAAAAAGAGUUAGUAACUAAAAAUACACAAAGCCUGCUGUUAAAUUCUGAAAAUAAUGGUAACACUACUACGAACAAUAACAUCAGUAAUAUCGAGUUUAAUCGAUCAGCUCAGAAAAUGCUAUUGAUUAGUGAAAUUGACGAGAACCAACAAUCAGUCGAACAAAAUAUUGUUUCUUUAAAACGUGUAAAAGUUAAAAUACGCGAAUUGAGCAUAUCUCUGAAAAAGGCUAAACAAUGGGCAGGAGAAGUUUCAGAACAGAUGCCAAGGAUACGUGAUGGGAAGAGUCCGAUUAGGAUUUCACCAUAUCCCCUGAGAAGAAAUGAGACUGUUAAAUCCGGUCAUUGGAAAACCAACUAUCCUACAGAUUCCCAGUAUGCAACCAGUACAUUUAUGCCUCAAUCAAAACAGCUACAUUUAAAACAAUCUGGUGAGUUUAGGUCAGCAACACCACCGGCUUUCUGCAGUCUAAUCCAACAGACACGAGGUAAAGCCGAAGCUGUGAGCAGUUUCAUUGAAGAUGUGACUAAAUCAGCUUCUUUGACAGCCAAAGACGUCAACCAACUAUUAGACGAACUGGAACCGGAUAUAUCUGAAUUACGAAUGGAUUCUGGAGUUAUAACAACUGAAAUCGAUACCAUUCAAAGUCAAGUUGAACAAAUCAUCACGAGUGCUAUCGAUUAUAGACAGGAAUUAGAAGAACUUAUUGAUCAGCUGAGUCAUUUGGAGGAUUCACUGAACAAUUGUAAAAGUUGGCUUAGUGUCAGUUAUACACAGAUCAAAAAGAUGAGUCAACAGGCUAUAUCAGGAAUUACAGACCUGUCAGCAGUGAAUCAAUCCGCUGGAGACCAGGACCAAUUAUUGAUUGACAUAUUUAGUCCACUUGAUGGGUUAAUUCAAAGUUAUCAGGUAUUCCAAAGUGAACUAAUGUCUCGUAAGUCAGAAUUAACUCAACUGAACAGUUUAUGUGAAAUAAUUCAGAAGAAAACUGGUGAUUCAAGUGCUAAAAAUUCUUUAAAUCAACUAUUGGUUCAAAUUCAUAGUUUGAUUAAAAGUUGUGAGGAUGUUUUAUCCAAACUACAAUUAGUUUUCAUGGAGAACAGAGAGUUUCAAGUGUUAUGCGGCAAUGUCAAGCAUUUCCUUGACAGUCUAAACAGUGACCUCAAAGGUAUCAGUAAAGGCGAUCAGAUCUCAGGUCUGCCAGAGGCUGACUUGAGCACAUUAACUUCUAUGCGUGAAAAAUUACGUUCAUCUCAACCGAAGCUGUUAGAGUUAAGCGACAGGGCUGACAGAAUUUGUCGGGCAUCUUCAACUGCUGCACUAACAAUGAAUCAAAUGUUCAUACUGCAUACUGGUUAUUUCGACGCUAUAGACACUGCUAAUGUCAGUUCACCAGUACCAAUGGUAAAUUUCAAUCAAACGUCAGGUAUUCAACAUGGAUUUGAUAAUUAUAAUAAUACUGAGACUGUCGGUUCAAAAGCCAGACGACAGUUGAAUGAAUUUAGAAAAGAGUUUAGUGAAAUUAGUCAGAAAAUAACUGAGAACCAAGAGAAACUAAGUCACUUGGUGAAUGAACAGAAAAAUCUAACCGAAUUGUAUAAUGAUUUACGUGGAUGGACCGAAAAAGCAGAGAAGAGGUUAACAGUUCUCCAGUCGGGAAAAUUAUUGCAUCCAACUGAAGGCAACGAGGAACGAUUUCAAGCUUUUUCAAACCUUGGCUCUAUUAAACUGAGUGAUAAUCAAUGGAAUGUAUAUGUUCAACAAGUCAAGGCAUUACACAAAGAGCUUAAUGAAUAUACACCAAAGUACGAACAUUUUUGUGACACAUUACCCAAUACAUCAACGUUCAAUGGUCAAACCAGUAAAUUUAAUCAGUUAACAGAAAGAUUUGCUAAAUUGAAAGAACAAGUUCAACAAUGCGCAGAGUGGGUCAAUGUUAUACAGCAAAAUUUGUCAGUAUUUCGUGAUUCAGCACAAGCUACUGAACGCUGGAUGAGUAGUAUUAACUUUCGUUUAAUGUCAGCUGGAAACAAUAAUAUUACUGGUAAUAACAAUGCGAACUUAACAGGGAAUUUAUCCAUCUAUCAGGACGCUUCAACACAAAUUGACCAGUUAAUUAGAGAAAUUGAUAUAGAAGGGAAAAAUCUUUUAGAAAACACACAUCAAUCAGUUCAUCUGUUGAUACAUACAAUAUCAAAAGAUCAAAUGACGAAAAUGAACAAUAGAAUAUGUGAUUCUGUUGCUACCUGCCCUUAUCGACAAAUUCCUAUCGAUCAAGGCGUAAUUGAUAACUGGAAGUAUUUGGUGAAUAACAGUAACAGCGCAAGCGGGGAACAAGGCCUACUGGAGAGAAUUGCUUUAGAAGUAUUAGAAAGAACUAAAGAAAUAGAAACAAGUUAUGUGAAUAUUCAUACAAAUGCUCAAUCGAUAAAGAAUCGAUUGGAUGACCGUUUGAAUCGUUUCAAAUCAUACAUCGAUGCUCUGAAUUCUACUGCCACCUUUAUUCUAAAUGAUUUACAAUCCUGGUGGAGACGAUUGAGUCUGAUUAGUCAGUCGUCGUCAGCAGUAGCAGUGACUACAGCUGUAUCCUCAUCAGCAGCGGCAGUGAUGGGUAUUCCAACAGUGAAUCAGUUCCUCUCAGCGUCAGCAACAACUGAUGUCAAAGGAUAUACAGCAUAUACAAAUAAAAAUUUUAUCAAUUAUCAGAUAGAUCGACUGAAACAAUUAGCCACUGCUGAUAAGUCGCCAGCUAAAGCAGUUAGUCUUGAGGAUGUCGGUCAUCAAUUGGCUAUGACAUUAGCUAUGCAAUCUCAGUUGAUUACAAUGAAAAGAGAAUUAUCUGCACUGGCUUACAAGUGCGGUAUGUCCUCAGUAGAAAUUGAUUUCAUUUCACAUGAAAGUGGUCGAAACACCAAUGAAAAUAGUAAUCAUCAAAGUAACAGUACUGAUCAGACACUUGUAAAACUGUUAGCAAAACAUGUACAAAAUGCAAUUGACUUAGAAAAUAAAAAGCUUGAAUGUCACGCUGAACAAUUACGUGAAAUGAGAACUAAAUGGGAGCACUAUGUUAAAGAACGUGAUGUAUUCAGUCGUUGGUUAUCUGAACGUCAAACUGCCUGCCAUCAUUUGUUAGAAUUACGAUCAAGGUCUACACAACCUGAAGAUGAAGAGAGGAGAGCACUUGAAUUCAUUCGAAAAUUUCCAACUAUUUACAAGGACUUUCUGCAUAGUUUACAAGAUCGAGAAUAUCAGCUGACUGAGCUGUUAAAAAUGCAUCAAGAAUUGAUCCAGCGUAAUCCACAAAUUACUGAUUCCCUGCUAGAUAGAUUGAAUACCGAAUUUAAAAACCUCCUUAAUCAGACCUCUUCUAGAAUUCGCCAUGUAGAAAAGGAACAGAGCGAGAAGAAGGUAGCUGAAGAGUCUCAUUCAUCAGAAUAUCGUGGAAGAAUACCAAUUUUACCAGAGAAGGCAGAGUCAUUAGUCCAACAAUCGGCUAAAACAUUAAGACAUACACAACUAUUGAAUGAGUUAGCCAGAUCAGUGCGUCAGUUAAAGCAUGAAGUUAUCGAUGGUGAGAUGGAUGCACAAAGAAGUUAUUCAGUUGGUCGACAUGAUGAAAUUAGUAAUUCUUCGUGUGCUCCAGUCACUUCUGCUAAUCAGCUGUCUUUAAAAUCAUCAGCUAAUACUACCUUACAACAGACAAUAUCAACUGAAUCAAUUCGACGAAAUUUCCCGCCAUCUGAUUAUUAUCCAAUAAUACAUUUAAGCAAACAGUCAAACAGUAUUAAUAACAUUAGUAGCAGUAGUAGGAUUAGUAAGGCCCGCCCACAAUCAUCAAUGGACUAUACACCCGUUUGGUGUUUGGAUGAUACAAAACAGCCAGGAAAUCGACUAGUAAAUCAGUCAAAAGAUGCAACUGUGUCAUGUUAUCAUACAGAUGGUUGUCAACAGUAUUCUGCUUCUUCUCUUCGUAAGCCUUCUGCAUAUCAGAUACCAUGGAAAGAGGAAAUAUCCAUUGAAAAGUAAGUUUGAUGUUCAAGACAUACUUUUAGUUAUUUCCAAUGAUAACUGAUAUAAUAAGGUGUUUGGUUAGUUGUGGCUAGCAGUAUCAGCCAGAAUUCCUAUUUCUUCCCAUUUCAGACGCCAAAGCGUUAUAUAUUAGGCCACUUGGAUCGACUGGUGCUUGGACCAAGUCUCAGUGGGGAUUGUAGGCACAUUCAGGUGAUGAGUUCUUGAUAGGAUGAAAUGUGCAUCAUUCAUUCCCCUGUUAGUCACCAUACACCAAAUUACAUUAUUUUAAUCCUUAGGAACCGUCGAAGCCUCCUUGUUAGAAGCCAACCAUCAGUCGACUAUAAUUGAUCAACUGAUAGUUGAUCAGUAUUGUCUACGUUUCAAUAAGGUGAAUUGUAGACUCUCUGAAAGUUUUCAUGGGUGAAUAAAGAUACGUAGCUAUGCAUGCAGAAGCAUUAUCCUUAUUCAUUGAGCAACGUGCUGGAUUUGGAAAGAGAAUUAGUGGUGGUCAAAUCCAAAAGAAUUAGAAGAAUUCAUGAAAUGUUUGACUGUUGGUUUGAGCCAACCGAGAUGGGAAUUGUAGAGUGUCUGGCUGGUUAGGGUCAUUGAGAGACUGUCAUUACGGAUAUGAUUGAGAACCAUUUUCAAUGGCAUAGAUGUAUUUAUUCUUUGUAAUCUCUCACAUUCAUUAUAUCCUCAUUAUUUUCAGUGUACUUGUUCGCUAUCCUACACACUUCUGUUCCCUAUAACUCCCUCUAAUUUCUUUUUUCUCUACCUAAAUUUGCACAUUUGUGAAGUUUGAUCACUUAAAUAGUUCCCCCAUCUGUACAGAUGUCCAUAUACUACGGUGAAAAUAUUGAGUUCAACUGAAUUUUUGUGAAAUAUCUCCAAAAGAUUUCUACUAGUGUAAAACUGUUUAAGUAUACACACUUCUCAUAAUAUCACUGAACUUUUGAAUUAUAUUCGAUGGAUUAAAAAAUACUAUUGAGGCAAAUUUAUGUUAUUUUCAUCUCUAUAACGCUUCGAGUGGGGAACAUAUGGUUUCAAGCUUUUUGGGGGAGUUUCAGCGGCUGUAGUGUUGAUUUUACCGUCCUUAUGCACACAAGCUUCUUUCUUUUACGCGUUUGUUACUGGCUAGUACACUGGAUGAGGUUUAGGUGUGCAUAAAAGGUUAAGAAUCGAGAUCUGACCACGUGAGUACGUGGUUAUUGAGCAUUCUACUAUGGGAUCACCGCACUUGUCUGCAGCAUCAGAAUCAUAAUUUACAAUUUCCGGUUUUUCCUUUCUUUCAUUUUCAUCAAAAAACUCCACAGACCAUCAAUUUAUCCAUACAGUAGUCCAACUGAUAAGUCAAUCUCAUUUACUAAAUUACAUAACUCUGGAAAAUCAAAUACUCGUCUCCCACAAUCAAAUGAAUCUCUGUCAAGGAGUAUGUACACCCCAAAUAAUUCUAGAAGGAAAGUAGUCGCAUCUGCGAUACAGUCUACUGCAUAUUUGCCUAUUUCUUGAAGUUUAAAUGACAACUCUUUGUCAAGACGUAAAACAUGACCUUCAAGUUAUAUGAACCAUAAUUCAAAUAAAACAAUCCUGUCGAAUUUCUAAUGUCUAAAAAAAUCUAUUAUUACUACUAAUUAAUGAUUACACUGAAAUCGAAUGUCGCCUUUCAUCAUAAACUGACUAGUUUUCAUGUGCUUCCAAUCAUUCCCUGUCUCAAACUGAUGACGCUGUAAC